AUAAAGUUGAAAAUGGCGACAAUGGCAGCAGAUGGAAUCUUAAGUCCCCACCUUGAAUGAUAAUGCAGAGGAUUUUACAGAUGGUCGGUGAGACCCACUGUGGAAAACCAGAUGGCAGCUACACCCAUUAUAGCGCCCGGUCAAAGCAGUAUGAAGUGAAGAGUAAGGUUUCACAGAGGAAAUGGGACAUAUACAAGAGCGGGACCCAUGAAGGGAUCUGCCCUGAAUCCUGAAUGACUUCUCUGCAAAUUUAAUGAAAGAAAAGCUGAACCGAAAAAAAGAUAUUAUAAGUUGACAUUGACAAGAGGAAGGAGAGCAGGAGUGGAGAUGUUUCAAGGCAGAAAGAUGGAUUGGAGUCAGGGAAAGCCAAAGAGGCCUCAACAAUUCAGCAGCGUGACAAAACCAAGCCGAAAGCUAAAGGGCAAGAGGACUUGAGAAAGCAAUUAGAGGAAUGCUGACCUGCAUAAACAAACUCAGCUUAAGAUUUUUUUUCCCACCCCUCCAGAUUAAAUCACAACAACAAGGCAAUUUCAAGAAAAGACACUCCUACAAACAAGCAAUGUUUUGGUCCUUAUAAGAGCAAAACAGACAUGUUCUAACAGCGUCCGUAAGGCGAACUUCCAAAGAGGAACAGAACAGCACAAGUUUGGACGGAUUCGUCACAUAGAGCUGUGCCUUGGGGUUGCUAACUCAUCUGGGAUUUUCAUGAAGAAUGAGGAGCAUGUGAAGUUCAUUGUCAAGUCACUGGAAAUCUUUGUGCUGAUGGCUGAUGAACUGACUUGUGCUCAGAGAGUUAAAUAAGGUAUCAAUCAACUGUUGAAGUUGAAGCUACUCACUCGGAUGAACAGCGUAAGUCGGUUAUUUUAGUGCGCUGGCAGCGGUUUGUUUUCAUCGCAAUAUAGACCUCUAAUCUCCCUAAAGGUUGUUAAAACAUUUCAGGGAGUCCAACUCAAGUAACUGAGCUCUGCAGGCCAAACGUUAUGGAAGGGGAGUUUCAUAGUGCCCAGGAUUUUUUCAACUGGCUGUGGACCUUGGCUGUGGACAAACACGACCAGGGGGUCUACAACACCAUCUGCCUGGUCGUCCUGCUGACGCUUCCUCUGCUAGUCUUCCUCACCGCUGUAGUGGUGUGCUGCUGCGGCUGCUGCUGUCGCCAUGACGGCAGCUGCUGCUGCUGCGGAGGCUCUUCGAGGUCGGCAGGGAAAAAGAAAAAUAAUUCAUUCAACAACGUGGACUUGUGGAUAUCUGUACAGACCGGACCGACGACUCCUGAUCGGGUCGCUACGGGAAUGGUGUAAGGAUUACCUAUGUUCAGGAUUACCACACUGGUGCUGAUCAGUAGUUGGAAAGAUGUAAAACCGAAACUCUCGUCUCGUCUCGUCAUUAUUUGAAUGGAUCUCAUUCAAAUAAAAGCAACUUUGUAUUGUUGUGGGCAUAGACAUGGCUGAGACAAGUUUGUUUUUGUAUAUAAAUACUUGUCACUUUGUAUUCACAUGA
Messenger RNA from Gambusia affinis (western mosquitofish), 1497 nucleotides. RefSeq lists its product as uncharacterized. The record is from RefSeq and is a predicted model, not a curated record. The transcript has 4 exons. NCBI's taxonomy places the organism in Eukaryota, Metazoa, Chordata, Actinopteri, Cyprinodontiformes, Poeciliidae. Bases 981 to 1298 code for a protein of 105 amino acids.